ACAUAUUUGACAGGGCACAGUCAGGCAUAGCCUGUACUCCAGCUCAGUGUUCAGUUAGGCACAGACGCUCUAGCCACUCUCCCACUCUUCUUGAUUUUCAUUCGGAUUUGUUGGUGCCGAACAGCAAAAAGCAGCCAUGGAUGCCAUCAAGAAGAAGAUGCAGAUGCUCAAGCUCGACAAGGAGAAUGCCUUGGACAGAGCUGAGCAGGCUGAGGGAGAUAAGAAGGCGGCGGAGGACAGAAGCAAACAGUUAGAGGACGAUAUAAGAGAGUUGGAAAAGAAAUUGCGCAUUUCUGAGGACGAAAGAGAUAAAGUGUUUGAGGAGUUCCAAACUGCUGAGGAAAAGCUGCUGACUGCUGAGGAAGUGGCCACCAAGCUUGAGGACGACUUGGUAGCUCUGCAGAAGAAACUGAAGGGAACUGAGGAUGAGUUGGACAAGUACUCCGAGGCUCUUAAAGACGCUCAGGAAAAACUUGAGCUGGCUGAGAAGAAAGCCACAGAUGCUGAGGCAGAUGUCGCUUCACUUAACAGACGUAUCCAGCUGGUGGAGGAAGAGUUGGAUCGUGCUCAGGAGCGUCUGGCUACUGCCCUGACCAAGCUGGAGGAGGCUGAGAAGGCUGCUGAUGAGAGCGAGAGAGGCAUGAAGGUCAUUGAGAACAGGGCCAUGAAGGACGAGGAGAAGAUGGAGCUGCAGGAGAUCCAGCUCAAGGAGGCCAAGCACAUCGCUGAGGAGGCUGACCGCAAAUAUGAGGAGGUUGCCCGUAAGCUGGUCAUCAUUGAGGGAGACCUGGAACGUACAGAGGAGCGCGCUGAGCUGAAUGAGAGCAAAUGCUCUGAGCUUGAGGAAGAGUUGAAAACUGUGACCAACAACCUGAAGUCACUGGAGGCCCAGGCUGAGAAGUACUCACAGAAAGAGGACAAAUACGAGGAGGAGAUCAAGGUCCUCACCGACAAACUCAAGGAGGCUGAGACUCGUGCUGAGUUCGCUGAGAGAUCAGUAGCCAAGCUUGAGAAGACCAUUGAUGACUUGGAAGAGAAACUGUCACAAGCUAAAGAAGAGAACCUCGGUAUGCACCAGAUGCUGGACCAGACUCUAAUGGAACUGAAUAAUUUGUGAAAGCACAGUCUGACCCCAAAAGCACUGUGGUUUUGGCUUUUUGUACUUGCACCUUGCUUCACCAUAAACCCCUCUUCUCAUACCUUGGCCAUGGUGGAGAUGAAACAGCCAGAUGCUUUUCCUAUUGCACCGUCCUGCCUUCAGCGGAACUCGACCAACAAGCGAAGCUCAGGGGAAGUAAAGCUUAACCAUUCCCUUUGAUGAAGCCUAAACUGAGAAACAAGAUUGUUUUCACAAGCAACACGUUUUUAAUCUUGUAAUGGUGUCCGCCUUUUGCAAACCUUGAGAUAGUUCUUUUUUUGACAAGUGGUGAAAUGAAAUGUGCAACAUUGUUUUUAACACCUGCAUUGAAGCUGAUCUGGUACAUUCCAUUCCACCUUGAUUAUGCACAUACUAAAGGACAAAGUGGAGAGAUUUUGCUCUUGGUUAAACCUCAACAUUAUGCACAUUUUGAAUUCUGUAAGACAAAUUAUGUUUAAAAGAUGUAUGCUUUCCUAUAAGAAGCUUUUAUCACUAGUGUAAGUAUACACUGACUACACCUGUCAGCUUGUAUACUGGUGCUAUAGUAUUGUUUAGCAGUGACGGAAAAUGCUAAUGCAUUACAUUCCUAUUCUUUAAACCAUAGUUCAACAUUUUUUCAUCUUGUCUCCAAAGUAUGAUUUCAGUCAACUGGUUGUGCAUUUUAUUAGUGUUGAUGUCUCAAGUGUUUAUCAUAUCUGAAAUGUACAAAUUAUAAAAAUUAAUAAAAGCACGUUCUGAAAGUU
Gymnodraco acuticeps is the source of this 1881-nucleotide messenger RNA. It is a transcript of the gene tpm1, whose product is annotated as tropomyosin 1 (alpha). Gene Ontology annotation, cellular component: actin filament. Gene Ontology annotation, biological process: actin filament organization; cardiac muscle contraction. NCBI's taxonomy places the organism in Eukaryota, Metazoa, Chordata, Actinopteri, Perciformes, Bathydraconidae. Gene Ontology annotation, molecular function: actin filament binding. The transcript is spliced from 10 exons. Bases 137 to 1117 code for a protein of 326 amino acids. The record is from RefSeq and is a predicted model, not a curated record.